GCUCGUAACCGCCAGAUGAACCUUAGCUGUUGGACGGUUAGCACCAACGUGUGUGUUUAGUACUGUACUGUAUAUCUACUAUUUAGGUGGUUCUUGUGUGAAGGAUUAACCAACAAACGAUGAAUUUCUCGCGGAAAUUAACUAGUCAAUUCGCUGAGAUCUGUUCUAUGAACGUGAAAAACAUGGGCCGAAACAGCUGUGAUCGAAAUGGCAAGGAAAAGGAGUCAUUCGAAAAGACAUAUGCAAUAGGUACACUACUUGGAAGCGGAGGUUUUGGGACCGUGUACUCGGGCACUCGAAUCAGAGACAGUUUGCCGGUUGCAAUCAAGCUGGUGACGAAAGAAAAAGUGAACGAUUGGAGCAUGAUUAACGGUCAGAAAGUUCCAUUAGAAGUCCAUCUCCUGAAGAAAGUCGGCCAUAUACGCGGAUGUAUCAAGAUGUUGGAUAUCUACGAUAGGGCGGACAAUUUUAUCAUCGUCAUGGAACGUCCUGAACCUGCAAAGGACUUAUUUGAUUUCAUCACCGAGAGCGGGCCACUGGAAGAGGAACUUUGUCGAAAGUUUUUCUACCAAAUUGUAGAGACGACGCGACGGUGCCAUGACGCUGGUGUUCUACACAGAGACCUUAAAGACGAGAACAUUCUUGUCGAUCUCAAGUCUGGUGAUCUUAGACUCAUCGAUUUUGGAUCAGGAGCACUUCUCAAAGAUACCGUCUACAAAGAUUUUGAUGGUACCCGUGUGUACAGCCCACCAGAAUGGAUUCGAUCCCAUCGUUACCAUGGCCGUCCCGCCACUGUCUGGUCUUUGGGCAUCCUCCUCUAUGACAUGGCCUGUGGAGAUAUACCAUUUGAGCAGGACGACGAAAUCUGCCGUGCGGAACUUGUCUUUAAAGACGGACUUUCACAAUCUCUGAAACAUCUCAUCUGUUCCAUGCUGCGGGUGAAACCAAUGCACAGACUAACCCUAGAUGAGAUUCUUGAGCAUCCGUGGAUGAAGAAAGGACAAUGUGAUAACAGCAAGCCGUUGAUGAUGUGCACUCAAUCUGCUGGUAGCGAGGAGAGCAUAAACCGAUCACCACUGAGCAGUGCAAGCUCGAGUGAAGAGGACCUUAUUAGUGACUCAAACAACUUCCUCGGAAAGAACAUGAACGAAUCGUCCUCCAAAGAUUUAAAGUGUCGGCAUGACAACCAAUGCAAAGACAAUGACGAGACUUCAUCAUGCUGCUCUGUUUUCCUCGAGGUUGAAUGUUGACAAAGGCUGAAACUUCACUGGAACAAACUUGCACACCACUCCCAUGUCGUUUUUAAUGACUUUUAAAAAGCGUUUGAAAUCAUGGGAUGACUCAAUGUUUUCAGUGUGGUUUUACUGCUUUUAAGAUUACACAAAGUGCAAUACUUAUUUAAUUAAGUGAACUCCACAACUCCUGUUGUAUUAUUCAGCCUUAAUUACUCACCAACAGUGCAUUGAGGUAUCACAUAGGCCCCUAGUACAUCAAAAACACCAUAUCGUGCCUUCCAACUCGAAAAAUACAAAAUGAACCACGAUCCAAUGUGGCAUGUGUCCAAAAUGUCUCCUUUUUUAAAACCUUGUUCGGAAUUUCUUGAUCUUCCAGAAGAGAUUUAUCCAACAGGGAAUGCCUCAAUGUACUGCAAAAUGUGUUGGUUCUUAAGUUGUAGGACAAAUGUGUUGUGAAAAUUUUUAACGUACUCAAUGCAAGCUGGCAGCGGAACACAUUCACGGUAGUGGAUACAUUCUAAUAUGCGUUUCUUUGGAUGCCAAAAUAGCAGUUUUUUUUGGCAAACCCAAAAUAUUGUUUGGUGCAAAUAUCCACUGGCUAGUUGACUUGAUUCUGUUGUGAGAAAAAAGAAGUCAGAUUGUGCUCAUGCCAUCAAAAUGCUGUCCAGCCAUUUAUUAUGGUGCUGCCAUUUCACUAAUAGGGUAUUAAAUAUAAAGGUUGUCUUGAAUAACCAGUGUGUUAAUGUGAAUUUGGUCUUAAACAAUAAUGUUAAUUUAUUUAUUAAUAUAAAUUAGACCUGAGGUCUUGGUGACUAGUUCUGCACGUUCUCCUGUGAUGUUGUGAUGUACAUGUAUUUCCUAUAUAUUUAUUCUAGUGUUUCUAAUUCCAAAUUCAUUGGUUGGUUUGAUAUUUUUUCAACUCAUGAUAGUUUUCAAUCCAAAAUUACAAGCUUUACUCUGAUGUUUAUGCAGUUAAUUAUCGGUUUUUAAAUCUGAAUUAUUGAGAGUUUUCAAAAAGAUGAAUUUGUGUUUUGUUUCAAUCUGAAACGGUUUAAAGCAGUAAAAUACACAUCGUUUCAGUAUUGAUUGAACAAGAUUUCCUUCACCUUGGUUACAAAAGAAAUGUUUUAGAAAGCGACUUCAACUCAAAUGUGAAUUCGUUUUCCUCCCAACUUGAAUUUGGAAUUAAGUUUUAUUUAUUUAUGUGUCACUAAAAGCUUUUUUUUUCCUUCUCUCUUUAUGUUUUUAAACUAUUGGGAGUGUCUAAUUGCUAACUUAUUACAGGUUAAUACCUCAUUGUAUGUUUUAUUUGUAAAUGACAGAGUGUAUAUUUUUAUAUUAAUAUUAAUGCAAUAAAUUCAUGUUGCCAUUGUGGCGUAAGAUAAA
Molecule: messenger RNA, 2621 nt
Organism: Asterias rubens (European starfish)
Lineage: Eukaryota; Metazoa; Echinodermata; Asteroidea; Forcipulatida; Asteriidae
Product: serine/threonine-protein kinase pim-1-like
Exons: 5
Coding region: 120-1250 (376 amino acids)
Biological process (GO): protein autophosphorylation; regulation of mitotic cell cycle; negative regulation of apoptotic process
Cellular component (GO): cytoplasm
Molecular function (GO): protein serine/threonine kinase activity; ATP binding
Source: RefSeq, a predicted model, not a curated record